UUCGUUACUUGACGUCAUUGGCAGUCGAGAGUUUCUACCCAGAUGUCAGUGCGUGUUCCGAUCCCGUACAAUGUAUGGACGUCCGCCAUUCUGGUGGCACAGUCUACGAAGCUCUGCUGGCGCAACUCCCCUCACAUAGGAGAUUCUGGCCGGCCCCAUGCAGUUCACUCCUCUUCAGAUAAAAGAGAAACUUCUGAAGGCACUUGAUGAUCAAAAUAAUGUACGUGAUGCAGCGGCAGUGUUGGAGGUCAUCUCCAUACUGGAGCAAUAUCCCAUCACUAGGGAGGCCUUGGAGCAAACAAGAAUUGGAAAGCAUAUUAAUGAACUUAGGAAGAAAACAACAAAUGAACAGUUGGCAAAGAGGGCCAAGAAGCUGGUGCGCAACUGGCAGAAACUCCUUAACCCUGAUCCUGAUGUUAAACAAGCAGUUAAUGGAGAACGGGUAGUUACCCCACCCCAGCAUAGGGGUGUGGCGGCUCUACAGGGGACAGGUCGGCAAGGUGGCAUCUCCUCUCCUGCACUUUCUCACAGGGACUCUAUUGCAGGCAGAAAGUGCAUGUCUCCAGCUCUGGCUGGGGGCAAGCCUCUCACACCACAGAUAGCUAAAGGGAGCCCUCGUGCUUGCAAUUCCCCUGCCCUCAGGGGAGGCAAACCUGCCACCCCAACAUUACAGGCCUCUCGUCUCAGUCCAGGCCUAAAAAGCACUCCCUCCAGUGGUAAGCCAUCCACUCCAUCCCUACAAACUGCUCGCAGUAGCCCUGGACUAAUGGGCAGGACAUCUCAAGCUUUAAGUGGUGGAAGAUCCACUACACCAACCCUCUCCCACCUUACCCUAGGGUCCCGAGCAUCUCCAGUACUUGGCAACAACUCCCGCAGCAACAGCCCAGCACUCAAGCAUGCCUCCAUGGACUCUCCACACUCUUCUAGCCUCAACACCAAGAACACCAACAGUCCAAAAACUCGUUCACCAAAACCAGAACGUUCCUCGGCAUCAUUGGGAGGCCGUCCAGCAACCCCAAGUAGUCGUGCCCAUACUCCUUGUUUAGGUUCUCGCCCUGUAACACCAAGUAAUAACGAGGACUCAAACUCAAGUUGGCCAAACACGCCAUUGUCAGGAGUGCACUAUGAUCAAGAGAAGAAUAAUUCAAAUUCUAAAUUCAAGGGCAAAGGAAAGAGUGAAUCGGACAAGGACAGUUCAGAAGUGUUCGCACGUAAAUCAAAUCAUUCCACUGAGUUUUCAGUUUCGAAUUCUAGUGAUAAAGGCUCAAGAAAGGAUCAAAGUGACAUUUCAAAAACAAAUGUUGCAAAUAGAAAAAGGACACGAACCAAAAGCCCAGAAAGUGUGCCUAAGAAACAGCCAAAAACUGACAAUUCAAGUCUUUCAAAAGAUAAGAGGGAUCCUACAAUAAAUGGGGUUGUAGGCUUUCAUAAACAUCACAAGGGCGAUAAAGUGGACCCUGAUAGAUCAAAUAGUGCUACAUCGUUAACUUAUUCCAGGGGCUGCAGGGAGUUGUCACCUGUUUCCCCAGUUGAUACAACUGAUGCAUCUCGUCAUCAUAUAUCAAAGAAACAUUUAAAUUCAAAAUCUGACUCUGCAAAGGCUUCAAAACCCCCUAAGGUCAAAACCACCGCUGAGUUGAUUGAUGAGCUUCAAAAAAGGACUGGUAGUACCAGCUAUGGUAAUGAUAUCAUGAAUAAACUUAAGAGCAAUCAGAUAGAAAAAGAGGUGGAUGCACCUCGUUCUGUGUUGCCACCUGGUGUGAAACGACCAAAGAAACGUGUCAGUAUGAGUAGUGAGAACCUUGCUCUUCUAGAUGCUCCAUCAUCAAUGUCACUCAGCGAGACAAAGAAUGAGAUGGUUCAUAAGUUCCUCCAAUCCUCAGUCAACCAAUCAUCUGACCAACUCAGUCCAUUUAAAGGUGAUCGUUUGAAUAAGUAUGAAUCUCCAAUGAAUUCCUCGCAUUCAUUUGGAGAAGCCCAUCAUGAUAGCUUGGGUGACUCCAUCAGUGUUAAUGCAGAUCAUCAUGCACGUUUCUCGAACAGCGAGGUUAAAACUGAAAAUGGUAUUGAAGCCAAAAUGGCAGAGAAGCAAUUAAGUGUUGAAGAAAUACUAAGACUGUUGCCUCCCCUUGAUGCAGAGAGCAUUGAUUGGGAGUCUCAUGAAUAUUCAUUAAGUGAAGCCACAGCAGGAAAAGAAUGUGAAGUGGAACGUUUGCACUCCCAGGAGUGGGACAAUGUGAAUGGAUGUUAUGAUGUGGAUGGGGUGUGGCAUGAUUGGUCACAGACUUUGUCUCGUUCAGCAUAUGAUGGUACUCUACUGCACAUCUUGCCCUAUGUCAAUAUAGAUGACUGAUUAUGUAACAGUGCUGCCUUUUUAUAUACCCUCACCUCUCCCGACUUGAAACCCGUUGACUUUGUUGUACUUGUUUGUGUGGAUUGUUGGCCAAAAUCAUGCAUAUCAGUUUAGGGUGACUUUUUGUUCAUCUUCAUCUGUAGGUUCUCUUUUGGGUAUGACCAUGGACAAAAAUAACCUUCCCUAAUGCAUUCCAUGUCUGUUUCAAGGGAGGAUAAUGAUACAUGAUGCGAGUCACAACCAAACAGUAUCUGUUCUGUGCACAGCUGUCUACUUUUCACCAUUUUCUUUUCAAUAAUAUGACACCACUGUUGUAAACUGUUCAAGAAUAUGUUCAUGUUGAUCUGCAAAUGAAAACUCAGGAUUGUCACAGGUACGAAUACAGAUCAAGUCUGAUCCUUUGUUCCCGUGUUAUAGAAGGAAGGUUCACAAGUUAUAUUUAUUUUUUAAUUUUAUGUGAAUAUAGCAAUCUUUGAGAGUAAUUAUAGCCAAAGACAUAAGAAAUUGAAAUCCGUUAUGAUCUUGAACUUACUGACUCUUGCUUUUGACUUGUCCAGUGAUACUAUGAGUUGUCAUGGCACAGAACUUUUGUAACUAAAAAUAAUUUUUACUCCUCAUUGCACAAACAACUUAAGAGCAGGAUAUUUUCAAGUAGCAGCAUUCAAAUUUCAAAUUUGAUUCAGUCUAGUAGUUGUCACUAAAAAUUAGUCUGAAAUAGUUUUGUCGGGGGAAAAAAUAUAACAGGGUGCUUUGGGUGGGGGGGAUUAAUGUGUAUUGAACAAAACAAAAAAGUUAGGGUUUGUGAAUAUUUUGCGGCAUAUUGUGACAUUGUGUGCUCAGUCUUCAACACAGAAGUAAAACCAAAAAUGUUCAUGAUCCCUUAUUUUAUUUUUAUUAGAAUUUUAAGCAAUGUUAUGUUCUUGCAUGUGGAACACAGGUUGAUUUCUGGAGAUGGCAUUGAAACAUAAAUCUAGUAAAAGCAAAUAGGUUACAUGUCAAGUUUUGCAAUUUGCCUUCUGAUUUCUGCAAGGCUUUGUUUUACACACAGUAUAUGUUGUGAUUUCAGCUGGUCAUUUCCCCCGACUGUCUUCUCCAGCUCAGUCAUAUGCCAUAUUUUAUGUCUUUAGUUUUGGUCUAGAUACGGGGAGAAAUCGGGUAAGUCACAAUUUACAAAGUCUACAGAAAGGUAAACUGAUACUAUCAUUUGUCAAAGAGGAAUUUAUUUGUGAUACAAAACAAUAGCUAGAAGUGGUACUAUAACAAUAAUGGGCUUGAAAAUAUACUACUGGGGAAGUGUGCACCAGUUUAUCAGAUGUCUGCAAAGUUUGAGAGUUUUCUAAUCUCGCCAGCAUGCAGCUAUUGGUGCUGAGUAUCGGUUGACAACUGAAAUGUAUUUUUGGGGUCAUAUUUGUUGAAUAUUUUCACUUUCAUUGACAUUACUGCGUACAUUGUGUUGUCAUACUUCCAGUGGCCAAAACAUGAGAUUUCAUCAAGUUAGAUUUCAAGAAUUAUCACCUGUCAGAUGCUCAUCCAAAUUAGUGGUAUGAUAUUGAUCAUGUUGACAAAUCCCUGUUUACACUGUCAACUAAACUUUGUAUGAAUGCAUUCUUCUGGUUCUUUUUUUUCUAUUUUUAAAAGCAGAAUAUCAAAAUGACAGUAAAAUAUGAAGAUCCUUACACAACUUGAAUACACAGAGUACACCUAGGUGUAGUGAUCGUUUACAGUUGGAUCGAGUGGGACUUAUGGGAGAAGUAGAGACUGUAGUCGUAUUCCUUGUGUUUAAUAAGUGGACCUGUAACUGCUGGUUAUGUGAAAACAAAAUACUACUUGUUUAAUAUCUAUGCAACCUGAUCUACGGAACUUGAGGUUUAGAUUGGGGUGCCAGCCAGCCAGCGUGUAACAUGAAUCGUGCAAUGACAACUGUUUCAUACCACAAGUGGAAAAUGUGCAACAUAUUAAUGUUUUCUGAAAAUAUGCAUAUUGAAUUAUUUUGUUUACACUUAGCCACUGCUAGCUUGGCACUUUCUAGUUUCUGAAAAUGUGUUUGCAAAUAAUUCUCUGUGAUUUGUGAGCUGUACAUGUUGACCAGAUUGCAAAGGCAUAUUGUAUGCUGCUGUUUUUUUAAUUUUUUUAAGUGUAAUGACAAAACACGCACCUUUUUAUGUGGGAAUCAUAAAUCAAAAACUUAUUUUGUUAACAAAUUGGCCAUUGCCUUGAAUUAUUGAAGAUAUUUUUGCAGUCUUGGAAUAGCAUGUUGGUAGUUUGUCCUAUGUUCAUAUUUAUUUCUUACUUUCAAACGUUUCUAAUAUAUUUUCAAAAUAUGUAAGUGUAUGUACAUUUACCUAUUUUUGCAUAAUUUAGAUAAUGCUUAACUCAAGCAAUAUUUUACAUGUAAUUAUGUUUGUUUCUUGUCACAAUUUCUACGCACUUCCUGAUUAGAGAAUUGCAGAGUGACCUAAAUUAUGGUAAAAAGGUAGCACUGUGCAUCUAGUCAUGUGACCUGUCGCCGGGCCACGGUGUAAGAGUUGUGCAAGCGGUGAUGAAUGGAAGAGUGAAGUGGUGACGUCCCUUUAACACCUCUUGGUAUUUGGGAGGCAGAAAUGUACUAUUUGAAGACUCAUUCAUAUUUCUAUGAUUGUAACUGUCCUCAUCAUUUCAUCUAUCAGCCUGUGUAUAAUUUGCAUUAAAUUUCUAUAAAAUUCUAUAAAUGUUGAUUAUUUUGUGGAGUGAUGACACAAUUUGUUUUGUUCUUGUGAAAUGCAGGAACAAUAAAGGUAUUAUUACUGAUA
Haliotis rufescens (red abalone) is the source of this 5142-nucleotide messenger RNA. Its product is annotated as mediator of RNA polymerase II transcription subunit 26-like. The record is from RefSeq and is a predicted model, not a curated record. Lineage: Eukaryota; Metazoa; Mollusca; Gastropoda; Lepetellida; Haliotidae. The transcript has 3 exons. Gene Ontology annotation, biological process: regulation of transcription by RNA polymerase II; positive regulation of gene expression. Bases 158 to 2353 code for a protein of 731 amino acids. Gene Ontology annotation, cellular component: mediator complex; nucleus; core mediator complex. Gene Ontology annotation, molecular function: transcription coregulator activity.